Molecule: messenger RNA, 988 nt
Organism: Leptonychotes weddellii (Weddell seal)
Lineage: Eukaryota; Metazoa; Chordata; Mammalia; Carnivora; Phocidae
Source: RefSeq, a predicted model, not a curated record
AGGCCCCGGAAUGCCCAGAGCCUGCCACAGAAGCCCCGGAAUGCCCAGAGCCUGCCACAGAGGCCCCAGAACGCCCAGAACCUGCCACAGAGGCCCCAGAACAUUGUGAGGCUGCCACGGAGGCCCCGGAAUGCCCAGAGCCUGCCACGGAGGGCCCAGAACAUUCUGAGCCUGCCACAGAGGCCCCGGAAUGCCCAGAGCCUGCCACAGAGGCCCCAGAACACCCAGAACUUGCCACAGAGGCCCCGGAAUAUUGUGAACCUGCCACGGAGGCCCCGGAACAUUGUGAGCCUGCCAGGGAGGCUCCGGAAUGCCCAGAGCCUACCAUGGAGGCCCCGGAACAUUCUGAACCUGCCACAGAGGCCCCGGAAUGCCCAGAGCCUGCCACGGAAGCCCCGGAAUGCCCAGAGCCUGUCACGGAGGCCUCUGAACACCCAGAGCCUGCCACGGGGGCCCCGGAAUGCCCAGAGCCUGCCACAAAGGCCCUGGAAUGCCCAGAGCCUGCCAUGUGGGUCCCAGAAUGCCCAGAGCCUCUCACAAAGGCCCUGGAAUGCCCAGAGCCUGCCACAGGGGUCCCGGAGUAUUCUGAGCCUGCCACGGAAGCUCCGGAAUGCCCAGAGCCUGCCACGGAGGCCCCAGAAUACCCAGAGCCUGCAACAGAAGCCUCAGAAUAUUCUGAGCCUGUCACAGAGGCCCCAGAAUGCCCAGAACCUGCCACGGAGGCCCCAGAAUAUUCUGAGCCUGCCACAGAAGCCCCGGAAUGCCCAGAGCCUGCCACGGAGGCCCCAGAACACCCAGAGCCUGCCACGGAGGCCCCAGAAUGCCCAGAACCUGCCACAGAGGCCCCAGAAUGCCCAGAGCCUGCCACAGAGGCCCCAGAACACCCAGAACCUGCAACGGAGGCCCCAGAAUGCCCAGAACCUGCCACAGGGGCCCCAGAACAUUCUGAGCCUGCCACAGAGGCCCCAGAAUGCCCAGAGCCUGCCAC